AUUUUCAGGGAGAUACUUGACGAUCAACAUUAUUUAUUUCUCUUUUACUUUCAUAUAUUUUUCUAUUUGAGAUUUCCACGGAAAGUGGUGUCUCAGUUAUAUUAUUUUACUCAGGAUUAUCGCCAGAAAUUCGACCGGUUGCAGACAAUCAACGGACUAAUUGAUUUAGGGUGACGUCAAAAGACGUUCGUGUGAGGGUGCUUAAUGACGGAAGCGGUUACAGACCAGGAAAAGCGAAAAAGUGAUAAAUCACAAAAGCAUGAAGCAGGAAAAGACGAGCAGACGGAAGAAGAAGGAAAAGAAGCGUUUGAAUCGGGAACUGAUAAAAGCACGGAGCAGAACUCAUCAUCAGUGGGUCAAGCUGGUAUAGUCGAUAAUGAUAAUGUUCAGACCGUUGAUGAAUUUAAGAAACUCAUGUAUAAGAUGCAAGAAACACGACGUGCGAUAGUUUUUGCAUUACUAAAUGGAAAGGAUUUGAAGAAGGAUGAUAUUGAAAUAUUAAAACGAGCUUAUGAAAAACUAACUGAUGAUCAUACUCAUUCUUUCCAACGUGAAAUGUGUACGCUUACGACAAAAUUGAGCAUAAAUAUCGGAGAUGAAACGCGAGGUCUUGAAAAAGACUUGAAAUAUCUCGAUGCAUUGAUUAAUAUCCGAAGAGAAGAACCAAGCUUAUCGUGGCCAGUCAUAAUAUCUCGAGUUGAUUUAAUUUCAAUCCUUGCAAGUUACCAUCCGCAGGGCAAAGAAAAAUUUGUAAAAGAAUAUAAAGAUACUGUGAAAUUCCUCUACACAUUUGUUAGUUCGGAAGCGAUUACCGGUAAGAAACCAAUAUUUAUCACGGAUUGGGAUGGUACAAUGAAAGACUAUUGUUCACAGUAUGCAACAAAUCUUCAGGUAAUUCUCUUGAAAUCAUUUAAUUUUGCUUCAUUGUGUUAG
This is a messenger RNA of Loa loa (African eye worm), 933 nucleotides long. RefSeq lists its product as hypothetical. The transcript is spliced from 6 exons. The coding region runs from base 205 to 933 and encodes 242 amino acids. The record is from RefSeq and is a predicted model, not a curated record. Lineage: Eukaryota; Metazoa; Nematoda; Chromadorea; Rhabditida; Onchocercidae.